This is a messenger RNA of Paramuricea clavata, 5125 nucleotides long. The record is from the annotation of a GenBank genome assembly. NCBI's taxonomy places the organism in Eukaryota, Metazoa, Cnidaria, Anthozoa, Malacalcyonacea, Plexauridae.
AUGCUUGGUAAAAGAGCCGUAAGGCAACUGUUGAUUUUACAAUUUCAGUUAAUUGUAAGAUAAAUAGAUAAUCAAGUUAUUCUGGUGAAUAAUACGGAGAAAUUACAGUCUCAACUUUCGCAACACUCUUAAUCUGUUUCCUAACAAGUAGUAGUCUUAAUGACGUGUUCUUCUUUCGUAGGUAACAGCAGCCAAUGGUAAUCGAGCAUUGACAUUAUUGAUUGCAGUAAUGGCGACCAUUAUAUCAGUCUUUACAGUUCCUGUUAUGACUACAUGGUUGAUACCAGCAUUUCAGACUGCCAGUGUUAGUAGCCUAACUAUAUUACACAGAGUGGCUUUGUAUAUCCUUUUACCUUUGAUUGUAAGUAUCAUGCACAGGAAAAAUGCGACUGAACUUUAAGCUUAUAGUCGCGUAUUUGUGAUGAAAGCUAUUCAAAAACCUGAAAUAUUCUUACAUGGCCGGUGCGUCGUUAAAGGGGGCUCCGGGGGAGGUUAGUCCGCAAAUUGUUUUAUCCCAGUCGUCAAAACAUAAAUUGGAUAGGAAGGAACGAAAUAUCAGAGUAAAAAUUCUGAAAAGUCAAACUUCUACCUAAAACGGUUUCUACCUAAUCCCCCCCCCCCCCAUCUCCCUCUCGACAAGAAUUCCGAGAAAAUUUGUGUUUACAGUAUUGCCUAGAAAUAAGUUAACACUGCGCUUCGGUUGUGGUUCGUGUGGUUUUCGGUCGUUGUUCGUGCGGUUGCGGUUCGUGCGGUUUUUUCACCGACCGCAGUUCCGGUUUCAUAUCGUGAAAAAAUUAGGAUCGGUAGGUCGGAAAUAAUUUUUUUUUUGAAUAUUUUUUUCAUGGUUUUGGCGGGUUUUUUUGCUGGGAGAAUUGCAGUAGAGUCCCGACAUCAAUAUUAACUUGAGAUACAUAUUUCCUAUGGACGAAUUUAGGCAAUUUUGUUCAAUAAUUAGUGUGACAACAGACGCCAUUUUGGCACGCUGUAUGAGCAGCCCGCAACCACCUGGAGAAAAUAGGGUCGCACAGUCAUUCGCGUUGAAAAAAUAAUAGGGUCGGCAGAAAAAAAUAGGGUCGAUCGGGAACCGGAACCACAGGUAUAUUUUUUUUACGCCCUAUGUAAAACAUUCUGUAUGGUAUUCCGGCACCCGUGAUAUGAAUUUCACUGUAUGUGGGUUAUAAGUAAUAUAUAAGUUAUUUUUCAUCAUCAAAUAAACAAAAUUGCUGUAAUGUUAUACUCAAUUCAGCCGGCAAAAAUAUGAUAGCAAAUGUUUUACUAUCAAAUAAUUAUAAUGUUUUACUGCCAAGUAAUGUUUUCCCAGUGAAUUUAUUAAGCUACCAAACUAUCAGCACUAUCAAUGAUAAACGGGUUUAGCGGAUUGAUAUGAAUUUUGUCCACUUAUAUGUUUAAUUAAUUAAUUUAAUAUUGAGUGAUAAAUAUUCUGUAAUCUUUGUGUGAUAAUUGACAUUGAAUGAUAAUUUUCCUCGCGCAAGCUUUAAUGUUACGUUUAUGGCACAGAUCAUGCACGGUAAUUUGAAUCUGGAUAAAGUUGCUAUAUGAGUUUGAUACCUGAUACGCAUAUAAAAUAUAAUUCAUCCGGGAAAUUACACAAAGAAAUUGAAACAAAGCUCGAUCGAGUACUGAGAAAUUAGGCAUGCAUUUUAUCAAUAACUUACAACGCCUUGGAAAAUCGACUUACUCGCGCUUUUACUGAUUCAAGUAUUGUUUAAACUCGAACAGAUAUACAUCAGAUUGGUAAUUUGUUUCCAUCACAGAAGGCUUUUGUGCGGGUUCUUCAAUAUGGAUCACAUAUGUUGUACCGUUCCAUAUAGCCUACAAGUACAAGCAGUAUAUACCAGCGGCUAUACUGUAGGUAAAUAAUGCGUCAUUUCGGUCGUACUGAUUACCGACAAAAGCCGACAAAAAGGCAGACAAAUACCGACAACAGCCGACAAAAAGGCAAACAAAUACCGACAAUAAGCAAACAAAAACCGCAAAAGGCCAACAAAAUGAAUCUACAACAAUUAAUAUGCAAAAUGGCAAAUAUUUGGGUUAAAAACUCUCGAUUUCCACCAAAUAGCUGGAUUAAAAGCUGUAAGGCUUCAAAUACUGCCAUCCUGGUAAAAGUCAGACAAUAUAUACCGUAUAUCAGUAUAAACAAUUAUUUCUUAGCAAAGUAUUCUUACCUUUCACAAUAGUACAAUACUGUACAUUUUGACUUGUGCUUAUACCUUCGUGUAUGUAUAUUAUCAAGACCAUCAGCAAAGGAAUUAACCUAGCUCGUAUAAUAAUGGAGGGGCUGAUUACAUGGAGAACUUUCAACCCUGGGGUUGAACUCAGCCCUGUUAACCGGGUUGAAAUUUUUUGCGAUUACAUGGACGAUUUCAACCCCGGGGUUGAAACACUAUACUAUACGUUCUCGGCAUCGAUUCCUGGAAAUAAAAAGCCUUUAUUUUGUAGUCUUGUAAUAAAUAGUCACUACCACGUAUGCUCAAAUAACUCAUGAUAAUUUCAGCCCUGGGUUGAAACGAUUACAUGACAAAAUUUUCAACCCAGGGCUGAGUUCAACCCCGGUGUUGAAAUUUCAACCAUGCUAGCUGAAGCAGGGUUGAAAUUUCAACCCCAUUUCAACUCCGGGGUUGAACUCAGCCCUGGGUUGAAAAUUUUGUCAUGUAAUCGCGCGUUUGAUAGAGUUUUGUAUUACAGACAGGGCUGAAAUUUCAACCCGGUAAACAGGGCUGAGUUCAACCCCGAGGUUGAAAAUGCUCCAUGUAGUCGGCCCCUAAGAGCAAACCCAGAAAUCUAGUUAAAGAGUAAAGAAGAUGGUUUAAGAAAAUUUAUUUUAAAAUGAGUUUGCGAUAUAAGACACGUGUUAGUAUAGCCACGCGAAUGUUGGCGUACUUCGAAAUAGAUAAAAGCACGUUUACAUGCAUUCAAGGGACGAAGUUUAUUAAAAGACAGUAUCGGUGGCUAUGCACUGCCGGAUAGAAGGGGUUGCAGUUAUGAUAGACUACGAAGAACAGGAAUAUCAGACUAACAUGCAGGCUACAAUAAUAAGUAAGAGGUUUUUCAAUAUAUUAUUCAUAGUUGCUUUCGUUUAUAAUUAUAAUUUUUUAAAUGCAUGUAUAAUAUAGCUCGAUAUAAUUGAGGAUUGAGUAAUAAGAUAGACACAAUACGUCUUCAAGAAUACAAAGCUUUCCCAUUGUAUUGCUUUCCAACCUUCUGAAUGCAUUUAAAAUCGCAAAAAUCUUGCUGAUUCUGAUUUUUAAAAUACAGUAUUUGCACUCGGAUUCCUCCGUGAAUUGCUUAAAGCCUCAUUUCGCCCACACAACCGCGGUUGAAUCGCGGUGUAACCGCGGGCGAUCAGAGGUUCAACUGCGGGCGAACCGCGGUUAACCCGAGGUCGAACCGAGGUCGGCCCGAUGUCGAUCAUAGGAUGUCCCGCGGUUAACCACGGUUUUGUCAACUUAUUUCUAGGCAGUACUGUACGUAGCAGAAAUGACUCGGCAAAAUUUCACUUACACUCCACCAAGAAAAUGACGACGCCCCUUUUUUUGCGGGAUUCGUCUCAAAAUUACUUUGUUUUAGCUUUAUUUUUUAGUUUACUCAUUUAGCGACAUUUUUAAAUGUAUCACUAAAUAUUAUGAAACACUAAAUAUUAGUUUAAUAUUGUCAAUUUAAAUACAAUUAUCAUUGCUGUAAUAUUGACGUCAUAUUUACACAACAACAUAAGCAGAAUUAACUUACUGAACUCCAGAUAUCAUUUUCUCUUUGGUCUACCAUCUAAAGUCUCUUCAUUUUAAAAUAAUUUUACAGAUAAAGCGCUAAACAUACUUUUUCAAUUUGUUUCCGGCUUGAGAAACGUAUAAAAAGUUGAUUAUAGUCAUAACAAAAGUAGUUCAUUAGUUUUGAGCGCGUGUUACGUGAAAUACAAAAGAUUUUUCUCUUAAAGGUUUUAUUUGUUUUUAUAUUCAGCAUUAUAUUUUGUUACUUGGAUGAAUUUGUCUUGCUAAUACUACUACUAGCUAUAUAGUUUGUAUUUUAAAAUGCUUACGAAACAACAUGUCGAUGACCGACAGAGAGAAAACAACACAACUUUAAACAGACAUUUAAUUAACCACUAUGUAUGAGUGGUAUACAAAAAUAGAUAAAUAUUACAGAAUUUCUCAUUCAUUCACUUUGACACCAAGCCACCAACACACCAGCCAAUUUACGAUGAAAAUGUUUGGCAUAAUAUAGAAAUUUGGUUCAUCCUCGUUUGUAUCAGUCAUGGAUAGUACCCAGAAUGUGUAUCUGCUCUGACCUACUUCAUUAUUCUAUUCAUAAACACAUUGCAUAUCAUAUUUCUUCAGGUUGGACGACUUUUAAGAUUUAUUGGAUUGGUAAAAAAGGUUGUUACCAAACUAUAUACAUCUCUGAAGUUUGUUACUUCUGGGGCUCUCCUUGUUAUGUUUUGGGUGAAAAUUAGUCAAGCAACGGCGAAAGGGGACCUUCAAAAAUUUUCACCUUGGAUCGUUGUGGCUGUAACAGCUCUUGGUACAGCUGUGAUUGCGUCAUUUCUUGUUUCUACCUUCAUACUUGCUUCUCUACUACGGCUACCUAAGAAGUCAAAACUGGCUGUUACAGUGCUUUCAUCGGCAAGAAAUUCCAGCAUAGCAAUUACUGUUAUUGAGAAUUUACCAGACAGUGUUGGGGACAAAGAUCUUAUGUUUUUCCCCAUAGUAUUUGUAUAUUUAGCUAUGAUUGUUAUUAUCAAUAGUUUUGGUUAUUUUAUGACAAUCAAGAAAGAUGAAAAUGACAUUGAAGACAAACCACUAAAUAAUAAUCAAGAAAAUGAACUCACGAAAGACGACCGUGACAUUUUGUUGUUGCUGAAGCCUUCGGAGUCAAAAUUUGUUGAUAGUGCAGACAAACAGAUUUUAGUUGAAAAUCCGUUGGAACAGAUAACAUCACAUGACAUACCAGGUACAGGGGACUGCAAUACGUCACGAACAGUACAGCGGUGUACGUCUGUGUAAAGUUGAUCUUGCAACUUUACUACAAGAUCCACCUGGCCGGCGCCUAUCAUAUUAUCAGCUGUAUUUCAGUACACUUACAGUAUAUAACCAUCAUGUUUCGCUCGCUA